UUUAUAGCUAUAAGUUGUAGAUACUAGGAAAACAAUUGAUCAUUACAUUCAACAAAAUUUUGGGAACAAAUAAGUAUUCCGAGUAUUCCUAAUCAAAAUUAAGGUCUAUGCAAUUAUAUAAUAAAUCAAUCAUGAUGAAUAUCGUUAUGAAGGUUCGUUGUUCCGCUUUGUUGAAUACCAAAGCAAACGGUACCGUCGUAACGAGUCUCUCGCGUGCAUCCUCUCACUUCGUCUAUACUCCAGAUGCAAAAGCUCCCGUAAAGGGUCCGACCAGCAAGAUGAAUAUGUUUCAGGCCAUCAACAAUGCUAUGGACAUCGCCUUAGAACGAGAUAGUUCGGCGAUGGUAUUUGGAGAGGAUGUAGCUUUCGGAGGAGUUUUCCGGUGUUCGAUGGGAUUGCAGAAAAAGUACGGAAAAGAUCGAGUUUUUAACACACCUCUGUGCGAGCAGGGCAUUGCCGGUUUCGCGAUCGGAGUGGCUAGUACCGGAGCAACGGCGAUUGCUGAAAUUCAGUUUGCCGACUACAUCUUUCCUGCAUUCGACCAAAUCGUCAACGAAGCGGCUAAAUAUCGAUAUCGGAGUGGAAAUUUGUUCGACUGCGGGUCGCUUGUUUUCCGAGCUCCAUCCGGAGCGGUUGGUCACGGGGCGUGCUACCAUUCGCAGAGCCCGGAGGCAUAUUUCGCUCAUACUCCAGGUCUAAAGAUCGUUGUACCACGAGGGCCAAACAAGGCAAAAGGAUUGCUUCUAUCUUGUAUCAAGGAAAAAGACCCAUGCAUUGUGUUCGAACCGAAAACUUUAUACCGAGCUGCGGUGGAAGAAGUUCCGGACGAAGCAUUCGAAUGUCCACUGGGCAAAGCUGACAUACUGAGAGUAGGCACGGAUGUGACCCUUAUCGGGUGGGGAACGCAAAUCCAUGUGCUAUCUGAGGUAGCUGAUAUGGCAAAAAAACAACAUGGAAUCAACUGUGAGGUGAUCGAUCUAGUUUCGAUAUUGCCCUGGGAUAAGGAAACUGUAUGCAAUUCGGCGAAAAAAACCGGUCGGGUUCUGAUUGCCCACGAAGCACCUCUGACUAAUGGUUUUGGAGCCGAAUUGGCUGCAACCAUCCAGGAAGAAUGCUUCCUUCAUUUGGAGGCACCGAUUGCGCGGGUCACCGGAUGGGAUACACCUUUUCCGCACGUUUUCGAACAAUUCUACAUUCCCGAUAAAUAUCGUUGCCUGGCGGGUGUGAAGAAGUUGGUUGAUUAUUGAGCAACGAAUUCGGGUUGCAAUUUUGCACAAAGUGAAACUUCACUCUAAAAUUUUCUGACGCUCAUUUCGAUUUUAUGAAUAGUGAAAUUGUUUGCAUUUAUUAGGUUUAGAGCGCAUGGGAUACAAUCAAUUGACGACAUUAUUUACACUGGAUUUAACUGAUGUACAAAAAUAAAGUGCCUUUUAUGAAUA
Malaya genurostris is the source of this 1439-nucleotide messenger RNA. RefSeq names its product 2-oxoisovalerate dehydrogenase subunit beta, mitochondrial (gene BckdhB). The transcript has 3 exons. The record is from RefSeq and is a predicted model, not a curated record. Gene Ontology annotation, biological process: branched-chain amino acid catabolic process; response to nutrient. NCBI's taxonomy places the organism in Eukaryota, Metazoa, Arthropoda, Insecta, Diptera, Culicidae. The coding region runs from base 108 to 1247 and encodes 379 amino acids. Gene Ontology annotation, molecular function: catalytic activity.